CGGCCGCGCCCCCGCCGGCGCGGACGACGCCGCACGCGGCGAGGACCCUGACUUCGCGAUGCCGCCGGCGCAGCCCGAUCCCGAGCCGCCGCCCAUCCACCGCCUGCUGGAGCUGAUCAAAUCCGAGCCCGACCCUGCCACCGCACUCUCCCACCUCGAGCGCCUCGUCUCCACCCGCCCGGCCUUCCCCACGCCGCAGCCGCUCAUCUUCCACCUCCUCCGCCGCCUCGCCACCACCUCCCCGUCGCAUCUGCCGCGGUUGUUGGGCCUCCUACCGCGCAUGCGCCACCGCCCGCGCUUCUCCGAGUCCGCGGCCCUAGUCGUCCUCUCCGCCUUCUCCCGCGCCCUCAUGCCCGACGCCGCGCUUGCCGCGUUCCGCGAUCUCCCCUCCCUCCUAGGCUGCAACCCCGGCAUCCGCUCCCACAACACCCUCCUUGACGCGUUUGUACGCGCCCGCCGGUUUUCUGAUGCGGACGCGUUCUUUACGUCCCUCUCCCACGGUGCCUUCGGCCGCCGCCUCGCCCCCAACCUCCAGACUUACAACAUCAUCAUACGCUCUCUCUGUGCCCGCGGGGAAGUCGAUCGCGCAGUGUCGCUCUUCGGUACCUUGUGUCGCGGUGGAGUGGCGCCCGACCGAGUAACCUACUCCACCCUGAUGUCGGGGCUUGCGAAGCAUGACCAAUUGGAUAACGCGCUCGACCUGCUCGACGAAAUGCCGAACUGUGGAGUGCAGGCUGAUGCGGUCUGUUACAAUGCAUUGCUCAGUGGUUGUUUCAAGAAUGGCAAGUUCGAGAAAGCAAUGAGGGUCUGGGAGCAACUGGUGAGGGAUCCGGGUGCAAGUCCCAACCUUGCCACUUACAAAGUGAUGCUUGAUGGCCUGUGUAAGCUUGGGAGGUUUAAGGAGGCAGGAGAUGUAUGGAGUAGAAUGGUGGCUAAUAAUCACCAACCGGAUACGGUUACUCAUGGGAUCUUGAUUCACGGGUUGUGCCGAUCUGGGGAUGUGGAUGGUGCAACCCGGGUCUACUCGGAGAUGGUCAAGGCUGGGCUUGUCCUUGAUGUUGCCGUGUAUAAUUCGCUCAUUAAGGGGUUCUGUGAAGCGGGGAAAACAGGUGAAGCUUGGAAAUUCUGGGAUUCCACACGGUUUUCUGGCAUUCGUGAUACAACAACUUAUAAUAUAAUGAUGAAGGGGCUGUUCGACAGUGGCUUGGUUAAUGAAGCUACAGAGUUGUUGGCGCAAUUGGAGAAUGAUGCUUCAUGCUCCCCUGACAAGGUGACUCUUGGUACACUGAUCCAUGGGCUAUGUGAGAAUGGCUUUGCUAACAAGGCAUUUAAAAUUUUGGAGUAUGCACGAACCAGUGGGAAAGAAUUGGAUGUGUUCUCAUACUCAUCAAUGAUAAAUAGAUUUUGCAAGGAUGGUAGAACAGAUGAUGCAAAUAAGGUGUAUGAGAAUAUGGUGAAGGAUGGUUGCAAACCAAAUUCUCAUGUUUACAAUGCACUUAUAAAUGGUUUCUGCCGGGCAUGCAAGAUUAGUGAUGCUGUUAAAAUCUACACUGAAAUGGCAGGCAAUGGUUGUUCUCCAACGAUCGUCACAUACAACACUCUUAUAGAUGGUUUGUGUAAGGCUGAAAAGUAUCGAGAAGCUUCAAGCUUGACAAAGGAAAUGGUACAGAGAGGUUUUACACCAGACAUCAAAACGUAUGGCUCUUUGAUCCGUGGCCUUUGUCAAGAUAAGAAGGCUGAUUCUGCGCUUAGUAUUUGGAAUGAAAUUCUUGAUGCGGAUCUUCAGGUAGAUGUAAUAAUGCACAACAUCUUAAUUCAUGGUCUUUGUUCUGCUGGGAAAGUAGAUGAAGCUUUUCGUCUUUAUUUGGAGAUGAGAGAAAAGAACUGUUCCCCCAAUCUAGUGACCUAUAACACAUUAAUGGAUGGAUUUUAUGAGGUAGGUUCAAUUGAUAAAGCAGCAUCUCUUUGGACCUCCAUCUUGGAUACUGGGUUGAAACCAGAUAUUGUUACAUAUAAUACAAGGAUUAAGGGUCUGUGUUCUUGUAAUAGGACACCUGAGGGGGUCCUGUUAUUGGAUGAGGUGCUUGCAAGAGGUAUUUUACCAACUGUCAUUACCUGGAACAUAUUAGUACGAGCUGUAAUCAAAUAUGGCCCUAUUCAGAUAUGACGCCUUGGAAUUCCUCAUGUUCCUCUCAGUUGACCUUGAAAGUUUACUGAAGGCUAUUGUUAUGAAAGAGUGAUGAAUCCAUAGCAACAAUCCAACAGUGGCUUCAAUGUCCAUAUCCGCACAAUAGUACGCUCUACACUUUAGUGAUCAGUGGUAUGCUUUCUAGACUAAAGUCUAAAUGACACUUUUAACCCCAUAUUUCACCAACCAAAGAAAACAAGACAAAGUACUGAGAUGCAGCCAAUUUCUAUUUCUUGAUAUUAGGGUACACAUUAUGAUUCCUUCAAAUUAGGUUGUCCUUCAGGAACAUUCAGUUCUUGUUUUGUUGCCUUUCCCUUUUAUCAAUCUAGUCAAACUAAUCAAGGAUUAGUGCAUUCAUACUGAUUUCUGACGGUUCUUACCUUUCCCACUUUUUAAAAAACUUUAUUUGAUUUUGUUUAGCAAGUUGUGAAAAGCUUACUAAAAUAGUUGAUACUCUUAUGAUUAGUUAACCUUGCAAACAUUCAUGAUACAAGUCGUGAAUAUUAUGGAUAUUAUUUGCUACUUGCACCCAUGAUUCUGUCACCAGAGGCAUGUUUGUUUGUUUUUCUUCAAAAACAUUCACUUUGAUUGAAAUUAGAGAGACAUUUCUUUAGCGCAGCGAGAAUUUAACACUUUUAACCAUGUUUUGGCUAUUGAAACAUUGCCAAAAUAUGUCUCUGAUGCAAGAUUGAAGACAGCUUGAGCUUAUCAGAUCUCUGGUUUGAGAAACCUAUGGUUUAUUGGCCAAGCUACAUGUUGUUAAACAUUUUUUAUAUAAAAACUACAUCAACAUUUCUUUCACGCA
Molecule: messenger RNA, 2993 nt
Organism: Panicum hallii
Lineage: Eukaryota; Viridiplantae; Streptophyta; Magnoliopsida; Poales; Poaceae
Product: pentatricopeptide repeat-containing protein At3g09060
Exons: 2
Coding region: 59-2167 (702 amino acids)
Molecular function (GO): protein binding
Source: RefSeq, a predicted model, not a curated record